Messenger RNA from Plasmopara halstedii, 2793 nucleotides. RefSeq names its product agc akt protein kinase. The transcript has 3 exons. Gene Ontology annotation, molecular function: ATP binding; protein serine/threonine kinase activity. Bases 1 to 2793 code for a protein of 930 amino acids. The record is from RefSeq and is a predicted model, not a curated record. NCBI's taxonomy places the organism in Eukaryota, Oomycota, Peronosporomycetes, Peronosporales, Peronosporaceae. Gene Ontology annotation, biological process: protein phosphorylation.
AUGGGUGCCGAGCUGAGUCGUCCCACUACAGGUUUGGAAAUUACGGAGCUGAAGGAGGACGCGCGUCGACGCGUGGGCAGUAGCAGCUCGUUGGACAGACGUGUUCAGGCUCAAAAAGCAAACAAUUUAUCCAUGUCCGCCAGCACCACGGCUUUAUCGACUCUGGUGCAACCGCUUAGCCGCAGUAGUAGUGGAAAUUCAAAGUCUAACUUCUUUUCGAGUAUGAGAAGAUCUCGCAAUGACAGCAAGAGCACACCACCAGACUCAAUGAGCGUCACAAUGGGUGGGGACCAGGCAGUCGAGAGUCUAGACUUGCCUAUUGUAGAGUGGGAGGGAUAUGUUACAAAAAGAGGCCACUUGGUUAGGAAUUGGAAGAUGCGCUUCUUCACAUUGGAGGGAAAUCUCGUGUCAUAUUAUGAAAAUAAGGUCGAGGCACGUAAUCGUAGUCAUUUGAAAGGCCGGGUGAAUGUGGCGUCAGUCAAGGUGGAUAAAGUGGCCAAAAAUGGCCACGGCUUUGAUUUUUCCUUCGAAACAACCGAGGGAAAAGUCUUUCAUUGUAGUGUUCCGACUCAUUUCGAUCAGCUCGCUUGGGUCCACUUUCUUGAAGCCGGAAUUGACAUGGCAAGCAUGCGUCAGAACAACAAACCAGUGUAUGGCACGUACCGCAAUAGUGCGCUUCCAGACAUGCACACAGAUAAGGCAUACGAGACGUAUCGUACCAUGUUAGGGGGUGAUCCGUCCGUCGUGACAGAGCUGCUAUCGUAUUUCAACAAGGAUCUCGUUUUUUCGUCUUCAUAUCCGAAAAGCACGCCCUUCAGUGGUGAUUAUUUUGGCCGGGAAGGACUGCUGCACUUUCUUGGAGCGUUCCAAAGCAACGUAGAUUUGAUUGAAAUGAAGGUAGAGAAAUGCGAGCUGGAUGCAAACGGUAAAAGUUUGACGGUAAAAGGCACCGAGACACUCAAAAGUAAACAUUCUGGCACAAUUAUUACGCAGUCGUGGUCGCAUCGUGUGCGCUUUGGUCCGUAUGGCCGUAUCUUACGCUUCCGUGUCGACGUAGAUCUCAAGAACGCAACAGGAAAUUGGAAGACGUUUAGUGUUAAGAAUCCUUACUCGGAAUUGUCGGAUGCCUCUAUCCGAUCCAAUCGGUCACUUAGUAUCUCGUUGAAGGAUUUUACAGUCUACAAUGUAAUUGGGAAAGGUGGAUUUGGUACCGUUGUGAACGCAGUGAAGAAAAGCGAUGGACAAAUCUACGCUCUCAAGAUCUUAGAAAAGAGCAAAAUGACCAAGUACGAUGUCGAGAGCUCAUUUACAGAAAUGCGUGUUGCCCAGAAUAUCCACCACCCAUUUAUUGCAGGACUUCGUAUCGCUUUUCAAAGUAGAACUAAGCUUUUUUUGGGAAUGAAUUACUAUGGUGGCGGUGACUUGUUUCACCACAUGAGUAAAGGUUCUAGCUGUCAGAUACCGUCUGACCGAGCACAUUUUUACACGGCAGAAUUGGUACUAGGUAUCCAUCAUUUGCAUCAGCACGACAUUUUGUACCGUGACAUUAAGCCCGAAAACGUCAUGAUUGACGCUGAUGGUCAUGUCGCACUUGUCGACUUUGGACUUGCUAAGCUACACGUAUCUGAGUACAAGGGUGCAAAAACCAUGGCCGGAUCGCCGCAGUACACCGCACCAGAGCUACUCUUACCGAAAGCAAAGCGCUCGUAUGGUAAAGCAGCAGAUUGGUGGAGCCUCGGAAUUUUGCUAUACGAGAUGAGUGUAGGCAAAUCUCCUUUUUAUGACAACAACAUUGAAAAGAUGUACCACAAAAUCCAGAAUGACCCUCUCAUCUUCCCUUCCAAGCCAGCACUAUCGGACGAGCUCAAGUCGAUUCUUCGAAGCUUCUUACAAAAAGACCCGACCAAGCGUCUUGGUACAAAAAUCAGUGACAUUCUCGAGCAUCCAUUCUUUCGAGGAAUUGAUUGGGACUUGCUGCUCAAGAAGCAAAUCACUCCGCCAUGGAAACCCAAAUUAUCGUCGCCUCUUGACGUGGAAUAUGUGGACACAGAAUUUACAGAUCUAGAUGUACAUAGUGAAGUGCAGUCGCCAACAGACAAGUCUGCAGCCAAGUCGAAGGGUUUCUUGUCGCUUGUAUCUAGUCGAAGUAGCCGGGAUAAAGCAGCUCCACCGGUUCAAGACCCGACUUUUAAAGAUUUUACCUAUUUCUGCGAAGACCCUGAUGCUCUCGUUGAAGUGACGCACCUCGUGUCAGAAUUGCGGCCUUCUCCUCCACCUACAGAACCUACGCCCACUUCUCCGCCCAAUGAUGAGGAUUCAGACGAGUCGAAUCGCCAUUCAGAACCCGAAAACUUAAUGCCUUCAGAGUGCGAGGGUACACCAUUGUCAUCAUUUGUAGAAAAUGGUAUUUUAAAUCCGGUGUCCAUUUCUCCGCAGCAGUUGCACGAUGGAUUACUGAAGUUGGAAGCUUCGAUGACUGAGCAAUUUGAACGCGUCGAAGUAACUAUUUCCCGUGAGCGACCACCUGCUAAAAAGCGAAAUGGUAGUUUGAGUUCAAGUAAAGAAGAGGAAAAGGAUGUUGUCCGUGUGGAAAAGCUCAUAAUCUCGCCUCACUCAUCGCGCAUCGUUGCCCCAGCACUCACAAUUAGCCCCAGCGCUGAUCCUCAGACUAUGUCUGAAGCUAGUGAUUUUACAAGCCCCGAAGCGAGUUUGCGAGUCUCCCGCGAGGACCAUUCCGCUGAAAGCCAUACAGAGGCUAAUAAUAGUCAGCAGAUAGUGGAGGCAGAAUUCUAG